This is a messenger RNA of Priapulus caudatus, 746 nucleotides long. RefSeq lists its product as uncharacterized. Lineage: Eukaryota; Metazoa; Priapulida; Priapulimorpha; Priapulimorphida; Priapulidae. The record is from RefSeq and is a predicted model, not a curated record.
AGCAGAAGCUUUACAUUCUGGGUUACAAAGAGACGGAGUCAAGAGAGAACACUUUGUGACAUUCAUGAAGGGUGUAAUAGACAACAAACAUGCAGAGGUAGCACCUCUACUGAAAGAGAAUGAGGAAUGUUGGUACUUGCCUCUCUUUGGGGUGUACCAUCCUAAAAAACCUGGCAAGAUUAGAGGUGUUUUUGACUCAUCUGCUAUUUAUGAGGGAUUAUCCUUGAACAAGGUGUUACUCAAAGGACCUGAUCUGACAAACAGUUUAAUUGGUGUCUUGCUUAGAUUUCGCCAGGAGCAUGUAGCAGUAACAGGAGAUAUAGAACAAAUGUUCUAUUGUUUCUUUGUCAGAGAGGACCAUCGGAACUUCUUGAGGUUCUUAUGGUAUAAAGACAAUGAUCCCAAGAAGAACCUGAUCGAGUACCGCAUGUGUAAGCAUGUCUUCGGCAACAGUCCAUCGCCAGCAGUAGCCACAUAUGGACUUAGAAGAACCGCAGAAGAAGCGGAAGUUGAAUUCGGAAGCGACAUGAGAGACUUUGUCGACAGGAAUUUCUAUGUCGACGACUGUCUGACAUCGAAGAGAUCUCCUCAAGAGGCUAUAGAUUUGAUGACCCGGACUCAGAAGGCACUCCAGACCACAAACAUUAGACUGCACAAGAUAACGUCUAAUUGUCAGGAAGUGAUCGACGCAUUUCCUAGAGAGGACUUAGUUGGAGAUCUAAGAGACCUUGACUUAGGCAUUGAUG